CGCCGGGACAGCGCCGGGACGGCACCGGGACAGCACCGGGACACGGGGCGACACGGCCAGGACAGCGCCAUGGGGCCGCACGGCCGGCACCGCCCCUGCCUGCUGCUCCUGCUGCUGCCGCCGCUGCUGCCGCUGCCGCCCGUGCGCGCCGCCGCCGCCGCCGCCGCCGCCGCCCGGCCCAACUUCGUGCUGGUGCUGGCGGACGAUCUGGGCUUCGGGGACCUGGGCAGCUACGGGCACCCCUCGUCCGCCACGCCGCACCUGGACCGGCUGGCGGCCCGCGGGCUGCGCUUCACCGACUUCUACAGCAGCGCCGCCGUCUGCAGCCCGUCCCGGGCCGCGCUGCUGACCGGCCGGCUGCCGGUGCGCUCCGGGAUCUACCCGGGCGUGUUCGAGCCGGGCUCGCGGGGCGGGCUCCCGCUGGCCGAGGUCACGCUGGCCGAGCUGCUCAAGGCUCGGGGCUACGCCACGGCCAUGGUGGGCAAGUGGCACCUGGGCUACGGCAACAACGGCUCCUUCCUGCCCGUGCACCAGGGCUUCGAUGACUUCCUGGGGGUGCCCUACUCCCACGACCAGGGCCCGUGCCAGAACCUGACGUGCUUCCCGCCGGACACCAAGUGCUUCGGGACGUGCGAGCAGGGCGCGGUGGCCGUGCCGCUGCUGCGCGGCCGCGGGAUCGUGCAGCAGCCCGUGUCCCUGCCCGCGCUGGCGCCGCUCUACGGCCGCUUCUGCCGCGACUUCAUCGCCCGCUGCGCCCGCCUGCGCCGGCCCUUCCUGCUCUACUACGCGUCACACCACACGCACUACCCGCAGUUUGCCAGCCGGGAGUUCGCGGGCGCCACGCGCCGGGGACCCUUCGGGGACGCGCUGACCGAGUUCGACGGCGCGGUGGGACAGCUGCUGCAGGCCCUGCAGGACAACGGCCUGGAGAACUCCACGCUGGUCUUCGUCACCUCUGACAACGGCCCCUCCACCCUGCGCAUGGCACGCGGGGGCAGCGCCGGCCACCUCAGGUGUGGCAAGGGCACGACCUACGAGGGGGGCAUGAGGGAGCCCGCCCUGGCGUACUGGCCCGGCAGGAUCGCGCCAGAGCCCCCGCCGCGCCGUGUUCUUCUUCCCGCCGGCCCCCGACCCCCUGCACGGCCCCUUCGCCGUCCGCCUGGGCAAGUACAAGGCGCACUACUUCACCCAAGGUUCCUUCCACAGCGACACCACCCCGGACCAGGCGUGCCACGGGCUGACCCCGCUGACCCCGCACCUGCCCCCGCUGCUCUUCGACCUGGAGGCGGACCCCGCGGAGAACUACGACCUGCUGCAGGGCCGGCCGGGCCCCGAGGUGCUGCAGGCGCUCAAGGACAUCACCCUGCAGAAGGUGCUGCUGGAGCAGCGCCUGCAGUUCGGGGAGAGCCAGAUCGGGAAGGGCCAGGACCCCGCGCUGCAGCCCUGCUGCGCCCCCAACUGCAGCCCCAAACCUUCCUGCUGCCGCUGCUCCCCGCAGUGACGCCCCAAAGGCGCCCGGCCCCGUCCCAAAUGACCCGGCUCAGCCUCGGGGCUGCCCCACGGCUCGGGGACCCCUGGGAUUCACGGGGAGCUGCGGUGGAAGAGGAGCAGGGAGACCCCAAAAAAGCGAUGCUCCAUGAUCCGUGUGGGACGUUCCAGGGGAAGCCUUGGGCAGAAUCCUGACCCGUUCCAGGAUCCCUGGCCUGUUCCAGGAUCCCUGAUGCGUUCCAGGAUCCUGAACCAUUCCAGGAUCCUGACAGUUCCAGGAUCCCUGACCCAUUCCAGUAUCCUGACCCAUUCCAGUAUCCCUGACCUGUUCCAGGAUCCCUGACCCCUUCCAGGAUCCCUGACCAGUUCCAGGAUCCCUGAUGCGUUCCAGGAUCCCUGACCCAUUCCAGGAUCCUGACCUAUUCCAGGAUCCAUGACCCGUUCCAGGAUCCCUCAUGCGUUCCAGGAUCCCUGACCCCUUCCAGGAUCCUGACCCGUUCCCAGAUCCUGACCCAUUCCAGGAUCCCUGACCCAUUCCAGGAUCCCUGACCCGUUCCAGGAUCCCUGACCCAUUCCAGUAUCCUGAAGCAUUCCAGGAUCCCUGACCUAUUCCAGGAUCCCUAAUCCCAUUCCAGGAUCCUGACAGUUCCAGGAUCCCUGACCCGUUCCAGCAUCCCUGACCCAUUCCAGGAGGAUCACCACGCUCCAGCACCUCCCCCAGAGCCAGGACAGCUCCUGGGAUCCCUCUGGAGCAGAGGGAACGUCCCGGAUCCAGGGAUCCCAGCUGGCACCGAGGGCACAGCAGGGCGAGUGGCACGGGGGGGCUCAGAGACACGAGCUGGUGGCAGAGGGGACAGCCGCGGGUGGCAGCAGCAGCUCAGGGUGGCACCUCCAGCACCUCCCCAGGGCUCCGGGGUGGCAGCUCCAGCUGUGCCCGUUCCCGUCCCUCUCAAGGGCUUUUCCCGGCGCCGGCACAGCUGAGGCUCUGCCGGGGGAGCCUGGCCUGGAGAAGUUUCUCCCUCUCUCCACCUCCAGGCCCAUCCUCCCCUCCCCGGCUGUGCCGCCAAACCAGUCCCAAGCCCGCCCUUCUCCCCCAGAUUGUGCCAGCCUUGUUUUCCCCAGGAGAGCAAAAAUGUGGAUAAGGGGUGUGUGAUUUUGGCCACGGGGAUCAUUUUUUUUGCAGCAGCUGGGAGUGGGGCAUGUCCAGGACCCAGGGCAACGACACUGGCACUGUGCCCCCCUCUCACUUCCAUGGACAAGGGCAUUAUUUCCGGGAUAAAACACGGUGGGGUGUUCUCAGAGGGUUUCCAUGUAAAUCACUGCUUUGUCUUACACCUUUUCUAAUUAACAUUGCUGCAAAUAAUUGUCUGAUUCCUCAUCUCGUGGCUGUGUGCAGUAAAUUGUUUCUAACCCCUGA
This is a messenger RNA of Vidua macroura (Pin-tailed whydah), 2905 nucleotides long. RefSeq names its product arylsulfatase A (gene ARSA). Gene Ontology annotation, molecular function: arylsulfatase activity. Bases 70 to 1683 code for a protein of 537 amino acids. NCBI's taxonomy places the organism in Eukaryota, Metazoa, Chordata, Aves, Passeriformes, Viduidae. The transcript is spliced from 7 exons. The record is from RefSeq and is a predicted model, not a curated record.